Girardinichthys multiradiatus is the source of this 2744-nucleotide messenger RNA. Its product is annotated as flotillin-2. The transcript is spliced from 11 exons. Gene Ontology annotation, biological process: protein localization to plasma membrane; regulation of myoblast differentiation. Bases 152 to 1438 code for a protein of 428 amino acids. Gene Ontology annotation, cellular component: plasma membrane. NCBI's taxonomy places the organism in Eukaryota, Metazoa, Chordata, Actinopteri, Cyprinodontiformes, Goodeidae. The record is from RefSeq and is a predicted model, not a curated record.
UCUCGCCGUGUUGUUGGUGUCGCGCUGCAGGGCGUGAAGAGGCAUCAAUCUCAGCCACCAGCGGUUGGAAUAAAUUCAGCUAAAAUCACCACUUCCGUUAAGGACAUCUCUUUUGUUUCACUGUAUUCUGUCCCUGAGAUCUUCUAUCAACAUGGGGAACUGUCUAACUGUUGGGCCAAACGAGGCGUUGGUGGUCUCAGGCGGUUGCUGCGGUUCUGAUAUGAAGACCUACAUCGUGGGAGGCUGGGCGUGGGCCUGGUGGCUUGUUACCAAUUCUCAAAGGUUGAGUCUGGAGAUCAUGACUCUGCAGCCUCGAUGUGAGGAUGUGGAGACAGCAGAGGGAGUAGCCAUCACUGUGACAGGCGUGGCCCAGGUGAAAGUCAUGACAGAACAUGACCUGCUGGCUGUGGCUUGUGAGCAGUUUCUCGGUAAAUCCAUCAUAGAAAUCAAAGCUGUGCUCCUGCAGACGUUGGAAGGACACCUGCGCUCCAUUUUAGGUACCUUGACCGUGGAGCAGAUCUAUCAGGACAGAGACCAGUUUGCCAAACUGGUGCGGGAUGUUGCAGCUCCUGAUGUGGGCAGGAUGGGCAUCGAGAUCCUGAGCUUCACUAUCAAGGAUGUGUACGAUAAGCUGGAUUACUUGAGCUCCUUGGGGAAGACCCAGAUCGCUGCUGUCCAGAGGGAUGCAGACAUCGGUGUUGCCGAAGCAGAGAGGGAUGCUGGGAUACGGGAAACCGAAUGUAAGAAGGAAAUGAUGGAUGUGAAGUUUUUGGCCGACACCAAAAUGGCUGACUCCAAGCGAGAGUUGGAGCUGCAGAAAGCUGCGUUCAACCAAGAAAUCAACACCAAGAAAGCUGAGUCCCAGUUGGCCUAUGAGCUCCAGGCAGCCAAGGAGCAGCAGAAAAUCCGGCUGGAGGAAAUAGAGAUUCAAGUUGUGCAGAGGAAGAAGGAGAUCACCAUCGAGGAGAAGGAAAUCGACCGAACUGACAAAGAACUGAUUGCCACCGUGAGGAGGCCCGUUGAGGCCGAGGCCUACAAAAUGCAGCAGCUGGCUGAGGGGCAGAAGAUGAAGACGGUUCUGAUUGCCCAGGCCGAGGCGGAGAAGAUCAAGAAGAUCGGAGAGGCUGAGGCUUCCUCAAUAGAAGCUGUGGGAAAAGCCGAGGCUGAGAAGAUGAGGCUGAAGGCUGAAGCCUACCAGCAGUAUGGAGAGGCAGCAAAGAUUGCUCUGGUCCUUGAAGCUCUGCCCAAGAUUACUUCAAAGGUGGCGGCGCCGUUAGCCAAAACAAACGAGAUCGUCAUCCUCAGCGGAGAGGGCAGCCGUGUGACGGGUGAAAUGAACCGCCUGCUGGCCGAACUUCCUGUGUCUGUCAACGCUCUCACCGGAGUGGAUCUGUCAAAGAUCCCUUUGCUCCAGAAGAUGACCUCUGCUGAAGCCUGAGAGCCGAGGACUCCACUCGAUCGUUGUAUGCACUCAUAGACUGCCUUUAAUAACACUUGAAGACGUGUUGUUUUCUACGUAUUUUCUGGAUACCUCUGGUGCCUUACUUUAUACAGGACCAGAAAAUCUGCAUGCACUGCUGCUCAUUCAGAAAUGUUGUCUUGAAACCGGGGAAUAUUUUGUUGUUGGUACUUAUUUCUUAUUGUAUGUAUAUUAUUUCAUGAAGACAGCUGAAGCCAGACUGAUGUGAUGGUAGACUGCCUGCUGAAUCUGAUCCAGAUUAUAUGCACCAAACUUUUAAUGUGAUAAAUUUCAUUUGCUAUUGAAUCCCUGGUCUUUUUAUUUAAAGAAGCUGCUGUUGUUACUGUGUACGGUCUGUAUGUUGCAGGGAUUUCUGUUCAAUUAUAUGCCUCUCAUGUGAGACACCUGCGUUCUGUAGAUAAUCAGAUACAGAUAUAUACAUUUAUUUUUUGUUUUGUGUAAAGGUGCUUUUAGUUGUAAAUUUUGUCAGUUUUAUGAACUAAAUGCUUGAAUGGCUUUGGUUGGUUUUUAAACAUAAAGGUGCUUGUAAUCUAAAAACGUUGUUUGGGUUGAGCAUUAAAAGCUGCUGUUUUUUCCCUCUGAAAACUAUUGAUUUUAAACCAUUUUUGCAGAAAAUAAAACGUGUGCAAAUACUGUUAUGUUGUGAUGAGGCUCUUUGACGUUUAGCAGCGGUCUUCAUGCAGGAGGUUUGGCCGUGGUGUCGACUGCAUAACAUUAGUGAUAAAAAGGUCUUUGAGUUGUUUCUGUAGAGGAAAAAUAGAUUUAAAUACAAAGACCAAACAGAACAGGCUUGAUGUAACGUGUAGGUUUAAAUUCAUGCUAGUUUCCUGCAGAUCAAAGCCAUGUUUAACAGGUUCAUUCAUUGUUUUUAGAAAUUGCACUUUGUUUAUUCAUAUCUCAGAUUUUUUUACUGACCUAAAGUAGACUUAAACCUAUCAAUAUUUUCUACGUUUUUAACUUCUGAUCCUGAUGUUUAUGACUGUAACCUUGCUUUGUUGUUUUGAGGUCCGGUUCGGAUCUGCUGUACAGAAUCCUUCCGUUUGUCCCUGAGAACAAAGCACCGUGGAGGUUCGAUCCAGACGUCCUCAGGCAGAUUAAAAUCGAACCCAGUGGUAGUUGGUGUAGAAAACAAGACUGUUAUUGUUGAACUCAUUCCUAUAUGCGCUGUGUUUCAGAGGAGCUCCAAGCCGAUUUGUUCUGCAUGUUGUUCAUCUGUGUGUGCUUACACUUAAUGUCAUUCGAAUAAAUCAAACUGCUGUAAUUA